Messenger RNA from Xyrichtys novacula (pearly razorfish), 2201 nucleotides. The record is from the annotation of a GenBank genome assembly. Lineage: Eukaryota; Metazoa; Chordata; Actinopteri; Labriformes; Labridae.
AUGCCAAGGAAAAGUAAGAGGUCACAGGUUGCAAGCCAGCGCUGGCAGAGGUUUCAUGACAUUGACCAUGUAAGUACUGGACAAGCAGAUGGUAUUCCUCAGAGCAGUGGAGAGGUCAAGAGGUCUGAAGUAUCUGAUGCUGUGAAACAGGGAGGUCAAAGUGCGUCAUGUCAACCACAGGUAUCUCAUGCAGACAUGCUUAAGAGGAGACGUUUAAGUGAGUCACCUGCAGCAGGUCCGUCUAACUCUGAACAGGUAAACCACAGAGGUGAAACUAAUGAUCCAGGUGUACAACAGGUAACAUAUGCAGACAUGUUGAAGAGAAAACUUCCUAGUGUGUCAUGCACUCCCAGUCCAUCCAACUCUGGACAGAUAAACCGCGUAACCCAAACUGACAAGCCAUUUUCAACCCAGGUAUCACAUACAGACACUGUUAAAAGGGGAAACCACAGUAAUUAUCAGUCUGUAUCAGGCUCUUCUCGGGUAAGAAAUGUGAACGUUGUUAGUGAUUCAGGUGAACAAAGUGUCUGUGCGUCACGCAGCCAAGCGUCUCUGAAAUACGGCCAAUCCAGAAACCAGCAGUGCACCUGUAACUCACUGACAUUUCUAGCAUUCCUGUAUGAGAGCGAACACAUCACCAGAGCAGACCUGGACCGUGUUUUGGAUAAAGGUGAUGUGAUGUACAGAGAAGUCAGAAAAACUGUUCGUGAUCACAACUUUCUGACAACCGAUGAGCUCCCUCACCAGGUUCCUGCACGCAGACACACGCAGAGUGUUGACAUGUUACAGCUGUCUAGAUACGGUACGUUUGGAGAUCCGGAUCCCGGAGCUGUUGAUACCUUUCUGGACCUCGUUUCAGGACUGAGCUGCUUAUUAUCAGAUGUGCAGUAUGCUUUGCUGUUAAUGACUUCACUGUGCAUUGCAGUUUUCAGAACCAGAGAUGGCAGGUACGGUUUCUUUGACCCACAUGCUAGGACAGCUAACGGUUUGCCUCUGCUUCAGGCCACACCUACUCCUGGUACUGCUGUCAUGGUAACAUUCACACGCCUCAGUGACAUGAUUGCCAGGCUCAUCAGGUAUCACCACAUAUUGGACACAGCAGCGUCCUGUCGCUAUGAGCUUAAGCCAGUUGCUUUCCCUGCCAGAGAAAGUCCGUCUGCUCUACAGAUGAACACCGAUGUCCAUGGAAACACUGAAUGUGACAUGGAAACUGAACCAGAACCACUGAUCGACUUCAGCCAGUGUUCUGUCACAUCAGCUGGACCUGACUCUCUUGCUCCAGAGAUGAACACUACUGUACGUGAUGACUCUCAUGACACAUCACAGAAUGUCUCAACCCUGACGGAAAAACAAGCUCAUCAACAAGGUCAGAUCAGCAAUAAUUCUGUCACAUUAAAGGAAACUCAGGAGAUUCAAUCAAAUUUGACUCAACCAUUAAUAAAUAUACCUGUUGCCAGUGACAAUGUCCUUCAUGACAUCUCCAUUAAGCUGUCAAAACUGAACAAAGAACAAAGGAAAAAAUAUAAGAGGAGACUAAUGGCCUCUGAAAAGACAUCACAAGGGAAAGAGGAUAAAAAAAUGAAAGAGAGAAAAAAGUAUGCUAAGGAUGAAACAUACAAAGCAAAGAAAAAGUCUUAUUCAAGUGAGAAAUAUUCUGUCAAUCCUGAAAUACAGACAAAGAAAAGACAAAAAAUCACAACUAAAUACAGGGAAAGCACAGACUUCAGACUGAAGCAAAAAUUAGGUAUAACAAGAAAAUACAGAGAAAAUGUUGAAUUCAAAGGCAGACAAAAAGAAUAUAUCACAAAAAAAUACAGAGAAAACGUUGACUUCAAAGGCAGACAAAAAGACUAUAUCACUAAAAAAUACAGAGAAAACGUUGACUUCAAAGGCAGACAAAAAGACUAUAUCACUAAAAAAUACAGGGAAAAUGUUGAUUUUAAAGGCAGACAAAAAGACUACAUCACUAAAAAAUACAGAGAAAAUGUUGAUUUUAAAGGCAGACAAAAAGACUACAUCACUAAAAAAUACAGAGAAAAUGUUGAUUUUAAAGGCAGACAAAAAGAAUAUAUCAGGAGAAAAUACUCAGAGGACGUUAAUUUCAGGCAAAGACAGCGAUUAUAUGUCAAUUAUCGAUAUGCAAAUGAUGAAAUAUUCCAUCAGCGACACAGACAACUGAUGAGACAAAUAAUGCGAGACAG